Molecule: messenger RNA, 1305 nt
Organism: Neohortaea acidophila
Lineage: Eukaryota; Fungi; Ascomycota; Dothideomycetes; Mycosphaerellales; Teratosphaeriaceae
Exons: 2
Coding region: 1-1305 (434 amino acids)
Biological process (GO): regulation of transcription by RNA polymerase II
Molecular function (GO): DNA-binding transcription activator activity, RNA polymerase II-specific; zinc ion binding
Source: RefSeq, a predicted model, not a curated record
AUGCAGACUGUCUUCAAAGUCGUCCUGUCGGACUCUUCAGGCCGUCCGAAAGAAAAGACGUUCCAGUCUCGCAGAACACACAAGAAGUCGCGAACAGGCUGCGUGUACUGCAAGCAAAGGCGGAUACGAUGCGACGAGGACCGACCAAGCUGCGGCAAAUGCAGCAAGAACGGCUUAGCAUGCAUCUAUCCCCUGCAGCAGGGCGCAUCGCCGGAUCUGCAGUCCGACGAGGGGUACAGUGUAGCUUCCCCUACCAUGAACGUCUACACCAUGGCUGUUGAUACCGCGGUCGGGGAUUUGGGUGAGAUAUUCGGGUUAUCACUAUCCUCUGGCAAAUCGACGUCCAUUGGCACUCUACGCAUUCUCCAGCACUUCCAAAACCAUACCGCUGCGACCUUGGGCCAGGUGCAGUCGAGCGCGGUGUUCCAUUCCAUCGUCGCCCGCAAGGCCUGGGAGCAUCCCUAUCUGAUGCAUAUGUGUCUAGCGGUGUCUGCCGCACAUCUGAAACGACUGCACACCUCUGCCUCUCAUGCCGUGCUUUCGGAGCAGUUCUCCACCGCCGAAGUUGUACAUUGGCAAAAAGGGCUGCAGCUCUACCGCCAAGCACUGGACAGCUACUCAUCCGACUCCAUCAAGCCGGAUUUCGACGCAACCGUCGCUGCUGCGUUCCUCUCUAUCAUCUUCACUUUUGCCCUCGAAGACGACCUACCGCUCGAUGCGUACACGGGUCAAGAUGACGAGACGUUCCAGCAAGCCAUCAAUCCGCUCGCGGCCACGGGUGGCUUCAAAGCGGUGACGAAGCUCUUUCCCGCAGCGCUGUCAGAGUCGGCGUGGAUGGCUGUCAUCCUGGCUAGCGAUGAUCGGAAGAGGUCGUUCAGCGAUAGUCGCCAAGCCGGAGUCGAUGGGCUACCUCCCGCAUUCGUCGACCUGUGCGAGCUGCGCGAGAAUUCUAAUUGCAGCAAUAACGACUACUACCAUCUGGUCCGCCUGCUCACCCCGCUGCUACGCCUCGACGGCAAGAUCUGCAAUUUCUGCAAAUACAUGGCUUUCGGCGGGCGAGUGUGGGUGGAGAUCCGCCCGCUAUUCCUGCAAAAGGAUCCGAGGACUUUGCUGCUCGUGUCUUACUGGUUUGCGCUUCUCGGACGCCUGGAUCAGUGGUGGAUGACGCGGCGCGCGAGGGCGGAGUGCAUGGCGAUUGUGCAUUAUCUAUUCUUGCUGCAGGAUCCCAAGAUCACGCCGCUGCUUUCUUUUCCUGCCACGUUUGGGCAGGUUGAUUUGGGAUACCUGUGGGAUUACCGUACUUGA